Balaenoptera musculus (blue whale) is the source of this 885-nucleotide messenger RNA. RefSeq lists its product as uncharacterized. The transcript has 2 exons. The record is from RefSeq and is a predicted model, not a curated record. Bases 1 to 744 code for a protein of 247 amino acids. Lineage: Eukaryota; Metazoa; Chordata; Mammalia; Artiodactyla; Balaenopteridae.
AUGAGUAAGGGCUGGGAGGAGGGGCCGUCGCCACCCAAGGCACCGACCCUGCCCCCGGCCCACGUGCUGCCUGGCCCACUGGCCCCAGACAGGACCGAGCCCUGGGCCCCCAGAGUCACCGGGCUGACCCCUCCCCGGGGGUCAGCAGCAAGGCCCGGGAGGAACAGGUGUGGGCAGGCCCGGGGGGCCCUGAGGACUCCCAGGCCCAGAGGAAGAGAGGCAGACGUGCACUCCCGGGCGGCAGAGCCAGGUUCCGGCGGGGGGGUGAGGUGGAGGGGGCGCCCAGGGCCAGUUCUAACGAGGGGCCAACUGCUCUCUGCCCCCCAGGGAGGGCAUUCAGUGGACCGCCUGCAGGGCACCAGUGACUGCAAGUUCACCCCGUGUCUCGUGCAGCGCGUGUGGGCUCGGCCCCCAGUUCGGUUUUCCAGGACUGCAGCCCAGGGGCGCCGGCACGGAGUCUCAGAGCAGAGCAGCCAACCAGCCCCGCGCAUCACCCCGCAGCCGGGCGAGAGCUGCGGGGUCAGCGAGCGCCCCUCCACGGCCCACCGCCGUCAGGGGCAGCCGUGCAGAGCCCCACUGGACACGAUCAGCAGUCCAGCUCUCGGCGACAGGGCCACGGACCCUGGGACCUCGGGAACCUCUCCCUUCUCAGGUGAGAACUUGUCCUCAGGCCCCUGGCCCAGGGCACAGCGGCCUCCCAUCUCCUCCCUCCUGCCAACGUUUGUGUCAUUGGUGGUUCCUUAGUGGAAACAGGAGAAACUAACUUGAGAUGGUGUGGAGGGAGGGGGGGGAGGGGGGAGAGGGGCCAGUGUUGGCAUGUGAUCUAGAAGGAGGCUGAGCUAGAAUGAGAAAAUCUGGGUUUUUAAGGGCAAGCCCAUGAGAUGA